AUGCAAAUUCUAUAGUAAUUUUGUGUUUUGACAUUUAGUAAAAAGUAACUGAUUUGACUAGUUGGAAACUACCCUAUUAAACGUGCAAUUUUCUCUUAUUACCUUUCAACCCGCGAAGGAAAAUCCAGCCCGGUCACAUACCUCUGAAAAGCAAUUUUUAUCCGACGCGACGAUACAGUUAAAAAAAUGGUUACACAGUGCACUGUGUAACAGCAAAGCAAAAGGCAGGGCAAGAACGGAAAAUCGAUACCAAUUUUCAGUGACAUAUGAAAACAAAAAUACACUGAAAAAGCUCGUCGUUCGGUCACAUUAUAUUGAAUGAAAAAUAAAAAAAACAUUUAUUACUCGGAAAGAUAAUUAAGGAGCAUACACGAGCAGCGACCUCCACCGAAAAUAAGGUAUUUUGUUUGGACCUGUUGGCAUCCCCAACAUUUUAGUUUUAAUUAUUAUUUUAGUAUGGCAAUACUGUAAAACUCUCUCCUUUUUUUCUAAUGGUGAACAUUACACGCGAUUCUCUAAACUUCGGGCUUUUGUCUUAUUUACCAGCACCCUAUCGAAAGUUAAACAUGGUCCUUCGCAUCACAAGGGCCCGCGAGUGAAUUUGUGCCGAGCAGACAUUUGUUGUUCAGAAAGAACUGUGAUUUCGUGAGGUUUGAACUUUCUCGCCCGCGAACUACUUCGUCGUCAGCAAUAUCGCCGGACACAACAACAGGUUUCGUCGUGAUCUACACUUCGCCAUCAUACACAUAGAAGAAGCAUUCGAGAGGAGAUUGCCCAAAAUCAAGUAUCGUAUUUAUUUAGGCAUCCCACAUCAAAAGUGCUAGUCAUUCCAUACCUAGCAUACGUGUUUCCGGUUUCGAUGGUGCGUUUCGGCGUGACGUCAUUACAAGGCAAGAUUCAGCUACUCGCCACUAGCCACAGCGGCGCUGAUUGCUGCUACGUCACAGCUACGUCACACCAACGCGUCGCUUUCGCGCCUUCCCAUUGGCGCGCUCCACGACACGACAACAGGGCGGUAACCAACGAGGUCUCGCUACUCACCACUGUGGCGCUGAUGUACUACGUCUGUCACUUGCAGUCGCUCCUAUUGGCCGAUUUGAAAAUCGGCGGGCAACUGUGUCUGUGAUACAGAUCGAUUUAUUGGUUCGUUUGAAGACUCGCGCGUAUAAUACUGUUACUCGCGAUCGUCACCAGGGGACUCUGCAGAGCUUCGAAUACUUCCGGAAACGCCCACUUUUUUCGUCGACGACGCCAUAUUUUUUUUCUCGACAACACGUAUAGCGUAACUAGCCUGUUACAAAUAUUUUAUUUUGUAAUUGUAGCGUAUUUAGCAAGUGUACUUAGUUUCUAAGUCAUCAUAAAGUGUUUGUUUUACCAUUAUGUCUGAUUCGGAUUGUGAUAACAGCCCUAAGGCUCUAGAAGGUCUUUUACGCAAACGUGCCUCUCAGAAGGGCGUUUUGACGAAACAUUUUAAUUAUUUUCGUGACACUGAUGGUGCGGAACUCGAUCGCCAGUGCCUUUCCAUAAAGGAGGAGAGGUUGAGGGCUACGUUUGACAGAUUUGAAAAACUUAACUUGGAGAUAUGUGCGCUUAAUCCAGACGCGGACGACUGUGACGCUGUUGAAACAAAAUACUUGGAAACGCUAACUCUAAUAAAACGCUUAAUGCAAAAGUUAGAUGAUAACCAGGUGGUUAGCCCUCCCCCACUGCAGACCAUGGCAACGAAGCUGCCUGAAAUAAAUGUUCCGAUCUUUGUAGGUAAGUACUCCGAGUACAAACCCUUCAUAGAAUUAUUUAACGCAUUAGUAGAUCGAAAUUCCAGCCUACAAAACGUACAAAAACUAUUUUAUUUACGCAGUUUUUUGAAGGAUGAGCCUUUUGAUCUUAUCAAAAAUUUACCUUUACAAUCUGAAAGUUAUACAGAGGCCAAAACGUUGCUAAAGGAUCGUUACGACAAUGAGUACAAAAUAACAAACGAACACAUAAACAUAUUGCUAGAUUUGAAUCCAAUUACUAAAUCAACAGCAGGUAACAUUAGGGUGUUUGUCUCGUGUGUCAAGCAACAACUUGCUUCACUAAAAAACUUGAAGCACGACAUAAAGUCCUGGGAUUCUAUACUCCUAUGCAUUCUCACUAGGAAACUAGAUGCUUAUUGUAAUAGGGAAUUUCAGCUCAUUAAGGAUAAUAAACCCUCAGUAAGCACAUUGAUUGAUUUUCUAGAACGUCGAGCCCUUGCACUUGAAAAUGCUGAGAGAACUCAGGUGCAAUUCCCCGUUUCAAAGGCUGCUCACACAGUGACAGUGAAGGAUGUUGCAGGAGCCACUGUUAAGUCAGCACCGCCGCCACUUGCCUGCACACUAUGUGCUGUUGCCGUCUGAGCAUUCCACAACUGUAAGCAGCCUGUCAGAGAAUGGAGCCAGCCAGCAACUGCCGGUUCUACACACACAAUUUGGAUAUGUGAUUGCAGGGUCCAUACCAACUAAUCAGCAUUCAAGCCAAGUAACAUCAUUAUUUUGCAAUACAUGUGACACGUCACUUAGUGACACGCUCUCCUCGUUUUGGGAGUCUGAAAGGGUUCCUGAAUUUUUUCCAGAAAAACUCCCGGAGUAUGAGACCUGUGAGCAAAUGUUUUGUAAUUCUGUGAAUCUAGAUACACAAAAUAACAAGUUUGAAGUUGCAUUACCUCUUAAAUUACCACUAGAGUCAAUAAAUGAAACACUUGGCCAAACUUUCAACUUAGCUCUCAAAAGGUAUCUAAAUUUAGAAGCUAGAUUUCAAAGGGAUCCAGAGCUACAUAAGCUGUACUCUGAAUUUAUUCACGAGUAUGUACAACAAGGCCAUGGUACAUUCGUAGAUAUCAGUCAAUAUAAUCUUGAUUCUGAUCCAGUUUAUUUUCUAUCACAUCACGCAAUUCUUAGACCAGACAAAAAAACAACUAAGUGUCGUGUAGUUUUUGAUGCUUCAAUGAAAAGCAACAAAAAAGUAUCACUUAAUGAUUUAUUGUUAAAUGGCCCUGUGGUGCAGAAAGAUUUGAUAGACAUUUUAUUGUUGUUUAGAACUGGGGAAUUUAUUUUUGUAACUGAUAUUAAAGCAAUGUUUAGAAAUAUAUCACUCGCCCAAAAAUAUAGAUCAUUGCAAAACAUCCUUUGGAGGGAUACCCCCAAGGAAAAUAUUCAAUGUAUACAGCUAAAUACAGUCACUUAUGGACUCAAGUCUUCCUCUUACUUAGCUACACGGUGCUUGAAGGAGUUGGCUGUCCGAUAUAGGGAACAGUUUCCACUGGCUGCUCACAUUAUUGAACACUCUACAUAUGUAGAUGAUGCCUUAGUGUCACAUGAUUCAUCGGAACUGUUAAUUGAAUCAAAAAGGCAGCUAUGCACUUUACUAGGAAUUGGAGGCUUUCAUUUGCACAAAUGGUACUCAAAUUGCACUUCAUUGUUAGAUGACAUACCAAAAUCGCAGCAACAUUUUGAUGAUAUAGAGUUAGGGAAAGAUAAUGAUGCUUCUCUAAAAACUUUGGGUAUAAGUUAUAACAUUAACACCGACUCUUUCAUGCUUUCGUCACCCAGCACUAACGAAAACAUGCCUACAACCAAGCGUGACAUUUUAAGCUUUAUCGGGAAGUUUUAUGACCCCUUGGGUUAUGCAGGGCCGAUCCUGGUAACCUCGAAAGCAAUCAUGCAACAGCUUUGGCUAGCAAAAGUAGGUUGGGAUGAAAGGCCGCCUGACGAGUUGCUAAAGGUAUGGUGUGAAUUUUUUGACAGCUUACAAGUCAUGUCACCUAUAACCAUCGCACGGCAUGUCGGUGUAUGCAACGCACGCUCUGUUCAGAUAAUAGGUUUUGCAGACGCCUCGAGCACCACAGCCUACGGGUGCUGUAUAUACCUACGUGUCACCGACAAAACAGGUAAAGUAAAAAUAUCAUUGUUAUGUUCAAGGUCGCGUGUGAACCCGAUAAGGCAAAGUCUAACUGUACCCAGACUUGAGCUCAAUGCUGCAGUAAUGCUUGCAAAACUGGUCGUCAGAGUGUAUGACACGUUGCAUCAUAAAUUAAACAUAGGUGAUGUUCACUUGUACUCGGAUUCACAAAUAGUCCUAGCAUGGAUUAAAACCAAUAUAACAUCGCUUAAUACAUAUGUGGGAAAUCGAGUGAAGGUCAUCACACAGCUUACUCACCAGUACCGCUGGUCUUACAUCCGCUCAGAGGAUAACCCCGCUGACUGUUUAAGCAGAGGAGUCCUACCCAGCGAGCUGCACAAUCAUCCUCUGUGGUGGGAAGGCCCAGAGUUUUUGCAUAAAGGUGAGUAUACAUUAAUGGAUAUGCCUCAAUUACCGGUUCCCGGCGAACUACCUGAAAUUAAGGCUUGUGCAGUAUUUUCGGGCUCUUUGGUUUGUAUGGUCUCUAGUACAAAUGAACAACUUUUACAGCUAGAUUUUCUAGACAAGUACUCUGAUAUAAACAAAAUGCAACGCAUUUUGGCUUACAUACUACGUUUUAUUCAAAAUGUGAGGUCAAAUAGCGCAAAAAAUAAUUUAAAUUAUAUAUCCAGUAAAGAAUUAAAUGACUCAUUGUUGUUGAUAAUUAAAUAUGAACAGCAAAAAUACUUGAAAGAAGACAUUCAUAAUUUAAAGUGUAAGCAAAGUAUUUUAAAGGGUAAUUUAAAACCACUGUGUCCAUUCCUUGAUAACAAAGGUCUAGUUAGGGUAGGAGGUCGUUUGGAAAACUCAUCGAUGCCCUAUUCACAAAAACAUCCUGUUGUUUUGCCACGUGAUUCCCGCGUGACACAUUUAAUUAUCCACGCCGAGCAUAUUAAAAAUCUACAUGCUGGCCCUAGGGUUGUUUUGUCAACUAUUAAUCAAAGGUUUUGGAUAGUUCAUGGAAUGAGAGAAAUUAAAAAGGUCUUACACAAAUGUAUAACUUGUUUCAAACUGAAAGCUAAUUCAGCGAAACAAUUAAUGGGCACGCUUCCACAUGAUAGAGUCAACGCUUGUAGGCCAUUCCAAAAGGUAGGUCUAGAUUUUGCAGGUCCAAUAAUUAUUAAACAAUCUAGGAUCAGAAGGUCGUUAGAAACAAAAGCGUAUGUUUGUGUGUUCGUUUGUUUCGUAACUAAGGCUAUUCAUUUAGAGCUAGCUUCUGAUUUAAAAACUGAAACCUUUUUGGCUUGUCUAAAACGAUUUAUUUCGCGUAGAGGUGUUCCUACUGACAUCUAUAGCGACAAUGCGUCAACUUUUAGGAGCGCAAGUAGUCAAUUAAAUAAUUUAUAUAAAUUGCAAAGCUCAAAUGAACAUCAAGCGAAACUUCAUGCUUUUUCAUCUCAAAGAGGUAUAACUUUCCAUUUUGUCCCUUGUUAUUCUCCAACAUUCGCAGGGUUAGCUGAAGCAGGUGUCAAAAGUAUGAAGUUCCACUUGAAAAGGGUUGUACAAACGGCAAUACUUACCUAUGAAGAAUUAAACACAGUUCUUUGUCAAAUAGAAUCUAUUUUAAAUAGCAGACCUCUAAUGCCACUUUCAAGUGAUAUAAAUGAUUAUUCUUGUCUCACACCUGGACACUUCCUUAUAGGUACAGCGUUAAACGCAUACCCUGAAUCUGGUGAGCCUGUUGUCAUUGUUAAUAGAUUGAAGUUCUGGAAGCAGUGUAGUAAUAUCACUAACUCUUUUUGGAAAGUGUGGAGCAAACAAUAUCUUAACAUUUUGCAGACGCGUUCCAAAUGGAGAGAUAUCCAACCUAACGUUCAAGUAGGUACACUUGUGUUGCUUAAGGAGGACAGCACCGCCCCUAUGCAGUGGCCACUUGCUAGAGUCAUUCAAACGUUUCCCGGUAAUGACAACAGAGUUAGAGUAGUAGAGGUAAAAACUGCUAAUGGUAGAACUCAUAAACGGUCAGUUGUAAAAAUAUGCCCACUUCCAAUAGAAUAACCAAGUAAUUGUAUUAGUUAUAAGAUGGCAUAAUAUAGUUAUAAGCUGUUUAUAUGUGUGUAUUAAAAUAUAAUGUACUUAGUAUUAAGUUACUAUUUGCUACAUAGUAAAUUUAAAGAGUAAAAUUACCUUAAGCUUACCUUUGUGUGUGGUUUUUAUUCUAUGAUAAGAAAAUAUUAUUUUAAAUUAAGGCUAAAUGUUCCUAUUGUUGAUUAUUCUUGUGUUAUAGGCUAACAUGCAGCUUUUUGUUUUUCCCUUUAGGUGGGAUAUUGCUGUUCUCAGCAGCAAAUAAGUAAUCACAAUAAUAUUGUGUCAUCUCAUUGCUUAUCUGUAAGCUAACAUUGCAUUGUAUAGAUAGACACUAGGUUUGUAAAAUUAAAACUCAUAACGUUAUCAUUUCUCUUCAUGAUUUAUUGCUAUUAUACAUAGGUAUAAAAUAAACACAGGUUUGGUAAAAUAAUACUAUUUCAAAAGUUGUUUUAUAUUCAUUUAAAUUCAUCUUUUGGUUUAAUGUUGUAUUAAAAUUUUGCUUUCCUUGACUAAAUGUACCUAGUAUUUUUCAAAAAUAGAUUUACAUUCAAAAGUUCAGAUUACCUAUAGUAUUGUGUUCAAAUAUUUUCCUUUUUUUUGACAUUAAAUUCUUAGGUUUUCAUUGCUGCGGCUCAAAGACCUUGUAUAGAAUAGACGGAUAAUAUUUUAGAGUGACGAUCAAACUAUCACAGCUCUCUUUCUUCCCUAUGGCAACAAUCUCUGUGGAAAAAAGAAACAAACAUAGACAAACACCGCUGUCUAGAACGUCAGUGUUUACCGUUUUGAGAUGUUGUGGUAGUCAGCUGGAUACCAAACCUGCCGUUAGUUUUUUGGUGUUUUGGGACAUUAUUUUAACUUUUUAUAUAAACAAUCUGUGAAAUAGUUAUUCAUUAUGAACCAUGGCUUGCGUAGCUAUUGGUUGUGAGAGUAGAAUGGGUGUUAUAAUGGAGAACGAUCAAACAAUGUCUCACCAUGGGUAAGUUAUCGACCACAUAAUACAUGUUUGUGUGCAAGAAAUACAUUACCUGGUCUGGUUUUUGUAAAGUUUAUUGAGCCCUAAACACGAUGCAGACGCAUAUUUUCAGCAAAGCCGUCACAUUUGUACAAAUAAUUGAUUUCACAUUUUACGUUAAUCAGCUUUGACAGAUUAUGUACCCAAAGUAUUAUAAGUAGUGUUGUCCUUUGAUAUCGAUAACAUAAUAUUGUUUGAAUGUAACAUCUACAUGUUGCGUUAUUCUAUUCACGUUUAAUUUAUUUUUCGACCUGUUUCCGAUUUGGAUGAAGAUUACAUAAAGAUAUUGUAUUUUCCAGAUUUCCUAAAUAUCCUAAUUUACGAAACAAGAAAUUAAGAAACAAUUAGAUUCAGACCAUGAAACGAGAUAAUUCUCUCUUCUGAAGGACGCCUUCUCCUUAUUUAAGCCUGUGCUAAUUACAUUUUGAUGUAUCUUGCUUUCUAUCGAGCAGGAUACCAAACAAAAAUAUUACAUAGAGAUGCAGUACCAACAAUAUUCACUCACAUAUCUCACAUAAGGUAAAGUUAUAACGACCAGAGCCGACACUAUACACUUCUAAAGAAAGUGAACAAGAGGAAAUAUAUUUUUUUUUUAUCACCAAAAGUCGGAAUUGUUCAGUGCUUCGUAGUCAUUGUAUUCUAACUAUAUUGAAUAAAAAUCUUAUAAAGAAGUAUUUGCUUUUAUUCUUUAAUCGCAUUGA
Molecule: messenger RNA, 7659 nt
Organism: Pectinophora gossypiella (pink bollworm)
Lineage: Eukaryota; Metazoa; Arthropoda; Insecta; Lepidoptera; Gelechiidae
Exons: 3
Coding region: 1380-2378 (332 amino acids)
Biological process (GO): DNA integration; proteolysis
Molecular function (GO): nucleic acid binding; aspartic-type endopeptidase activity
Source: RefSeq, a predicted model, not a curated record